Ordospora colligata OC4 is the source of this 1296-nucleotide messenger RNA. RefSeq lists its product as uncharacterized. The record is from RefSeq and is a predicted model, not a curated record. The transcript has a single exon. Bases 1 to 1296 code for a protein of 431 amino acids. Lineage: Eukaryota; Fungi; Microsporidia; Ordosporidae.
AUGAAAUCACUUGAGUUAACGGUAGACAAUAUCAAUGCUGUGUCAAUUGAAAUGGCAAGGAACAAGGAAAUGCUAAGGGAAAAUGUAAACCAUCUGAUAGGAUUUAUGCUGCAGAGCUUUCCAGAAAAGAAUGAACUUCUAAGCAAGAUCAAGGUGUUGAAUAUGUAUCACAAAGCAUCCAAGCAGAUAGACACCGAGCUAGAUGUGAUGGAUCAGAUCGCAUUGAAUGUGUUUACAGCGAAAGACAUAAUAGGAAAAGAGUUUAAUGCAAGUAUGAUCGAGUUGUUUAAGGACCCGAGUACAUUCUCAAGAGCAUUUGUUAUAUACUUUUUUAAAAACUGGAGUGCUAAGCAAGAAAGAAUUGAUCAAGCCAUGAAUGCUCUUUCAGAUCUUAUUCUUUCAGAAACAGGACUUAAAAGUAAAUUCUACGGGUUUAUGUCUGAGUUUGAAUUUACAGAAGAAAAUGCAGAAUGUGAAUACGAAGAUUCUAUUGAUGAUAUCAAUACAAGUGACAGCCACAGUGAUUCAAAUAUUCAGGUGGAUUGUGAAAAUCACAUGAAUGAUGAGCACACAGAUGCUUUUAAUAGUGAAGAUAGUGAAGAAAUCAAUAAGGUAAAUCAGAAUCUGUCUGUGAUUUUCAAAAAUAUGAAGAAGAAGAUAUCAUCAAAAUCAUUGGUAACGUGUGUCAAAGUUCUUGAUGCAAUUGAAGCAAUUAUUGAAAAUAACGUAUCAUGUAAGUAUGAUAUUGCUCCGGUUCUUAUGUUUAUUUCUUGUCACACUCAUAUCAGCUUAAUAUUUAAAAGAUCCAUGAAGCUCAUGAAGAUUGUGUUCAAACAUAGAGAGUGCACAGACAGGACACACUUAUUUGAAAUGUUUUGCAGCUUACUACAAGAAAACGAGGACAUGGUAAGAAUGACAAUGCUUAUUAUUGAUGUGUGCAAAGAAGAAUUUGACUGGACUGUGUUCUUCAGAUGCACUGAGACAAACAAAAAGAUAGAUCUUGGACUGAUAGACAGGAAGUAUUUCUCUCCUGCCUGCUUCUAUGAAUUCUUGAUUUUCACAGAAUUUCCAGAAAGAUACCUGAAGUUGGCCAAGCUCAUCAUCAAGAAUGAAUCGGACAUUGAAAUUCUCAAGGCCCUCAAAUGCUCAGUAAGAAGCAAUCUUGCUCCGCAAUACAAUCAACCACUCAUACAGGUUAUAACAUUCAGGAUUAAUUGUCUUACUCAAAGUAGUAACGGUACAGAUAUUGAAAGCCCAGAAAAACGAAUCAAAUCAGAAUACAAUAACACUAAUUGA